AUGCAUCUUCGUUUAGCGCUGUGCGCAUGCAGCUGGGCUGGACUCGCGCAUGCAAAGAGUGGUUUCAGUGGCCAGCAGCAAGUGCCGAUAUUGGGAGACCCGCCCAGUGGUGCAUUCGCCAAUUCUGCAUCCCUGCCCACGGUGAUCCCGACAAUUCACGAUACUUCUGCUCCUGAUCCUCAAAAAGAAUGUCCUGGCUACAAGGCUUGGAGUGUGGCCACAAACGAACAUGGCUUUACCGCCAGCCUUGCUAUCGCCGGAGAGCCCUGUAAUGUGUUCGGAAACGAUAUUGCAGACCUCACGCUGCACGUCUCGCAUCAGACUGCAUCUCGGUUGAGCGUGAAGAUCUUGCCGACAUACAUUGGACCCGAGAAUACCACCUGGUUUGAACUUGGAGACCAAUUUGUAGCUCAGCCGAGGUGGGAUGGCAGUACCACGACUGAGACAAGCCACCUGCAGUUUGAAUGGAGCAAUGAGCCAUCGUUCCAGUUCUCUGUAUCUCGGCGUCAAGACGGCGAGGUCCUCUUCUCCACAUUUGGCCAUAAAAUAGUCUAUGAAGACCAGUUCCAUGAGCUGAUCACCAACAUGGUAGAUGACUACAACAUAUACGGCCUGGCCGAGAUCGUUCGCCCAUUUCGAUUCGGCACGAACUUCAAUGCCACCCUUUUCAACGUCGACAACGCAGACGCCACAGAUAGUAACUCCUAUGGCAGCCAUCCGUUCUACCAAGAGACACGAUAUAGCAAAGAUCAGAAUUCUAGUGCUCAUGGCGUAUAUGCUCGAAAUGUGCAUGCGCAGGAAUGGCUGAUGCGAGAGAAGACACUCACGUAUCGUGCAAUUGGCGGCAGCAUUGACUUUUACUUUUUCAGCGGACAGCCUAAUGACAUUCAGGAUGCGCCUUCAACAGCUCUAGAGUCCAUUCGCCAAUAUCAGAGGAGCAUUGGCUUCCCCGCGAUGCAGGCUUACUGGGCACAUGGCUUUCACCAGUGUCACUGGGGUUGGAGCAAAGUGCAGGAUUUGCGGGACGUGGUGGCAAACUACAGACGUGCAAACGUUCCUCUAGAGGCCAUUUGGACAGAUCUGGAUGUUUAUUACAAAGCUCGACCGCUGACAAAUGAUGAGGAGAGGUUCUCGUCUGCAGCAAUGCACGAGUUCGUGGCUGAUCUGAACAAAGAUGGGCAACAUUAUGUUCCACUGGUGGAUAGCAAUGUCUACAUGCCCGACAAAGACGAUCCUGACGAUGUGUAUCUACCAUUCACAAGAGGCGACAAGCUUGGCGCGUUCAUUCGCGAUGGCAGCACCGGUGACUAUUUCGUGGGCAAAGCAUGGCCAGGCAAGAGUGUGUGGGCUGAUUGGCUGGUGCCAUCCACCCACGACUGGUUUGCCAACGAACUUCGCAUCAUGCAUGAAGCUACUCCAUUUAGCGGGAUCUGGAUCGAUGUUAACGAACCUUCCAAUUUCGACAAUGUCCUCGUGGACCAUACAUUAUAUUCUCAAGACAGCAGGGACUCCCGGAAGCUGGACUUCCCAUCUUACAGGAUCAAUAACUUUCGAUCAACGCAUCAGAUCAUCGAUGGCACGAUAGCGCUGAACGCAAUGCACAACGACGAACAUGCGACACGUGAAUACGACGUGCACAACUUGUGGAGUGUCGGAAUUACGAAAGCGGCGUACAAUGGGCUGGCGACCACUGUACAUCCCGGUAAACGACCGUUCAUCAUUUCGCGAAGCACUGGAAUCGGGAUUGGCCAAUACGCGGGACAUUGGGGAGGAGACAACGAGAGCAAAUGGGGCGCUCUGUAUCUGUCUAUCUCUCAAGCACUAAUCUUUCAGAUGGCUGGAGUACCCAUGUUUGGAACUGACACCUGCGGCUUUGGCGGGCCUGAUUCGUUCGAGGAGCUAUGUGCGAGAUGGACCCAAGUCAAUGCCUUUUUUCCGUUCUUCAGAAAUCACUACGGUGUUAUGCGUGCUGCUCAAGAAGCGUACGUCUGGCCAGCAGUCGCUGAAGCAGCACGACGAGUCAUUGCCAUUCGGUACUCACUUCUCACAUACAUGUAUACGCUCUUCUAUCAUGCCCACACCAGAGGCGAUACCGUCCUUCGGGCUCUGGCUUGGGAGUUCCCCAAUGACGAGCGCCUGCGAGCUACGGAUAAUCAAUUUAUGCUUGGAUCUGCGUUGCUCAUUACACCUGUCUUGAACGAGGGCUCGACUAGUGCGAAAGGAGUCUUACCUGGUAUAUCUGAGAACACGAGAUGGUAUGAUUGGUAUACCCUGCAAGAAGUCAAGAGUGGGAAGUCAGGUGAAAAUAUCACGAUGGAAGCCCCGCUUGAGCAUAUCAAUGUACAUGUGCGAGGCGGGUCAAUCUUGACUUUGCAGAAGCCGGGUUAUACAACACGGGAGACGAGAGAAGGUCUGUACAGCAUUGUUGUUGCGCUGGAUGAUCGACAGAAAGCGGAUGGAGAUUUGUACCUGGAUGAUGGCGAGAGUAUUGAGCAGGACGCCACGAAAAUGGUCCAGCUUAAGUACUCUUCGAACAAACUGACUGUCGGUAUCCGAGGCAUGUACCACGCCACUCCGGCCUUGGCUACUAUCACCAUCGCAGGACUCAAGCGCCGACCCAAGAAUGUCACUUUGGAUAUCCGAGGAUCACAGCACGCCCUUCGAGAGAACAUCUUCCAGAACGAGACUUUACGCAUCACAGACCUAGCCCAGUACUUCGGCGACGGAGGAUGGGAGCACGAGUUUUUCGUGCAACUGUCGUAG
This is a messenger RNA of Cercospora beticola, 2763 nucleotides long. RefSeq lists its product as uncharacterized. Gene Ontology annotation, molecular function: hydrolase activity, hydrolyzing O-glycosyl compounds; carbohydrate binding. The record is from RefSeq and is a predicted model, not a curated record. Gene Ontology annotation, biological process: carbohydrate metabolic process. Lineage: Eukaryota; Fungi; Ascomycota; Dothideomycetes; Mycosphaerellales; Mycosphaerellaceae.